Molecule: messenger RNA, 733 nt
Organism: Drosophila novamexicana
Lineage: Eukaryota; Metazoa; Arthropoda; Insecta; Diptera; Drosophilidae
Gene: GstD11
Product: glutathione S-transferase D7
Exons: 4
Coding region: 62-733 (223 amino acids)
Biological process (GO): glutathione metabolic process
Molecular function (GO): glutathione transferase activity
Source: RefSeq, a predicted model, not a curated record
AGACAUCGACUCCGUGGCCGUAGUGCAGCACAAGCUGGUGCAUAAGAUUGUAGGUGGAAAAAUGUCCACGCCAGUGCUGUACUAUCUGCCUCCGAGUCCGCCAUGUCGCAGUAUUCUGCUGCUAGCCAAAAUGCUCGGUCUGGACUUUGAGCUGAAGAUCGUCAACAUAAUGGAGGGGGAGCAGCUGAAGCCCAACUUUGUGGCCAUGAAUCCACAGCACUGCGUGCCCACAAUGAACGAUCAGGGACUGGUGCUGUGGGAAAGUCGCGCCAUACUCUCAUAUCUGGUGGCCGCCUAUGCCAAAUCAGACGAGCUUUAUCCCACGGAUAUACGCGUGCGAGCGCUGGUGGAUCAGCGUCUACACUUUGAUCUCGGCACGCUCUAUCAACGUCUCACCGACUUUUAUUUUCCCACAAUGUUUAUUGGCGCCCCACUGGACGAGGUCAAACGCGCCAGACUAACCGAAGCCGUCGGCUGGCUAAAUGCAAUAAUGGAGGGCCGGGAAUAUGCAGCCGCGGAUCAUUUUACAAUCGCAGACCUGACACUUCUCGUCACUAUCUCCCAGCUGGAGGCAUUUGAUUUUGAGCUAAGACCCUUCAAACAUGUCAAGCAAUGGCUAGAUCGCUGCAAGGAGCAUAUGGCGCCCUUUGACUACGAAGAACUGAAUGCCAGCAAGGCGGUUAUGUUGGCCGACAUGUUCAGGGCGAAGAUGAAUCAAACAGGUGGAUCCUAA